This is a messenger RNA of Lactuca virosa, 1695 nucleotides long. NCBI's taxonomy places the organism in Eukaryota, Viridiplantae, Streptophyta, Magnoliopsida, Asterales, Asteraceae. The record is from the annotation of a GenBank genome assembly.
AUGGAAAACGAGGUGAUCGAAUUCGACAUAGGACUAGGAGGCGGUGGAGAUGAUUCAGUAGCAAUUAUCGACGAUGAAGAGAUGACUGAUGAUUCUCCCACCGCCGCCAUGGUCGGAACCAGCAGUGGGAGUCUCUUCUUCGAUACUUCAACUUACGUUCCUCAACGCGACCUGGAUCUCGAGCCUUUUGAGGGGAUGGAAUUCGAAUCUGAAGAAGCUGCCAAGGGUUUCUAUAACUCAUAUGCUCGUCGUGUAGGGUUCAGCACCCGUGUUAGCUCCUCCCGUAGGUCCAGGAAAGAUGGAGCCAUCAUACAGAGAUCCUUUGUUUGUGCAAAAGAAGGAUUUCGCAACCUAAAUGAGAAACGAACCAAAGAUAGAGAAAUCAAACGACCUAGAACUGUCACCAGAGUAGGUUGCAAAGCAUCAAUGUCUGUGAAGAUUCAGGAUUCAGGGAAAUGGAUUGUGUCAACGUUUGUCAAAGAGCAUAACCAUGAAUUAGUUCCACCAGACCAAGUCCACUGCCUGAGAUCUCAUCGCCAAAUCUCUGGUCCUGCUAAAACUCUGAUUGAUACUCUUCAGGCUGCUGGAAUGGGUCCCCGGAGAAUCAUGUCAGCCUUGAUCAAAGAGUAUGGUGGCAUCAGUAAAGUCGGAUUCACAGAGGUAGAUUGUAGAAACUACAUGAGGAACAACAGGCAAAGAAGUUUAGAAGGAGACAUACAACUUCUCCUUGAUUAUCUCAAGCAAAUGCAAGCAGAAAAUCCAUCAUUCUUCUAUGCUGUCCAGGGGGGUGAAGAACAGUCAACAGCAUUGGAAAGCCGAAAUGAGAAGGAAGUGAAAGCGGAUUAUGACACAAUGAACUCCCUCCCUCUUUUAAGAACUCCAUCUCCCAUGGAAAAACACGCAUCCGAACUCUACACAAGAAAAAUCUUCAUGAGAUUUCAAGAGGAAUUAAUCGGGACACUUACUUUAAUGGCAUCCAAAGUAGAAGACAACGGUGAGGUGACAACAUAUCAAGUUUCAAAAUAUGGUGAAGACAACAAAUCUUACAGUGUCAACUUCAAUGUUCUUGAAAUGAGAGCUACUUGUAGUUGCUGUAUGUUUGAAUUUUCGGGUCUUUUAUGCAGACAUGUUUUGGCUGUUUUUAGAGUGACAAAUGUUCUUACACUUCCUUCAUGUUAUAUUUUGAAAAGAUGGACAAUAAAUGCAAAGAGUAGUGUGAUACUUGAAGAAAGAGGUAAUGAUGCGUUUUCUGGUUAUUUGGAGUCACAUACUGUGAGGUAUAAUACCCUUCGGCAUGAAGCUUUUAAAUUUGUGGAAGAAGGGGCUGAAUCUGUUGAUACUUAUAAUGUGGCCAUGGUUGCUUUGGAAGAGGCUGCAAGGAAAGUUGCCAUGUCAGCAAAAAAUGAAGGAACAGGUUUUAUGGUUAAUGGGCGUAGCAGGGAAGAUUCUAGAAGCAAUGGGACACUGACAAAAAUGGAUAUUGGUAAUCAUUGUGGACAUUUGGAUCAGAAUUUAUCAGAGGAUGAGAUGGAUAGGAAGAUUGAAGAACUUAAGCAAGAGGUGGAUUCAGGUAGGAGAAAGUGUGAAGUUUAUAGGAGCAACUUGGUUUCAGUUUUGAGAGACAUUGAAGACCAUAAACAACAGCUAUCACUUAAGGUCCAGAUCAUAAAGUAUAGUAUGAAAGAUUGCUUUUGA